This is a messenger RNA of Erigeron canadensis, 2409 nucleotides long. RefSeq lists its product as uncharacterized. The transcript is spliced from 11 exons. The coding region runs from base 216 to 2264 and encodes 682 amino acids. NCBI's taxonomy places the organism in Eukaryota, Viridiplantae, Streptophyta, Magnoliopsida, Asterales, Asteraceae. The record is from RefSeq and is a predicted model, not a curated record.
UAAAACUUUUUCCAUGUCAUGACCCUUACCUUUGGACAUCGGUAGCCGCCAUUCUUAACGAUAUUAAACUUUCCGAUCCAACCUUCCAUCGAUACGAAUUAAGAAAAGAAAAAAAAAUCCCGUUUAUCCUAUAUCUAUUAUUAUCUAUAUAUGUGCCUGUAUCUAUUUAUGUCAGAAAACCAUCUAUAUCUAUAUCUAUAAAAUCAAAAACCAAAAUGGAUUCAUCUUCAUCAUCAUCACCACCACCACCAUCAUUUCCACAAUUAUCACAAUCACCUGUAAAUUGGGAGGCUCUAGAUUCACUUGUUAUCGAAUUCGCCAAAUCAGAAAACCUAAUUGAGGAUUCAUCAUCAUCAACGUCAUCGUCAUCACCUUCUUCUUCAUCUUAUCAAUAUCGGUUAUUAAUUCUUCAAAUUAGACGGUUAUUACAAUCCGGUAAUAUCGAUUCCGUUAUUCAUCUCUUACGUCAUCAUGCUCCCUCUGUUCUCGAUGAUCACCGUCUCCUUUUUCGCUUACAGAAACAGAAAUUUAUUGAGCUUUUGAGGAAAGGAAGUGCCGAGGAUGUUAAGUCUGCGAUUGAUUGUAUUCGGACUGCGCUCGCACCUAGCGCUCUCGACGCUUAUCCUGAAGCAUACGAAGAAUUCAAGCAUGUCCUGCUUGCCUUUAUAUAUGAUAAAGAAGAUUUAACUUCUCCUGUGGUGAAUGAGUGGUCUGAGAAGAGGCUGUUCGAACUAGCUGGACUGAUGACAUCUGUAUUGAGAGCACACUUAAAUGCAUAUGACCCAUUGUUCUCGAUGGCAAUCAGAUACCUAAUCAGCAUACAUAAGGGAUAUUGCUUUCGUCAAGGUAUUUCUUCACCAAUAACAGAUCUUACCGAGAGGUUGCUACUUGAGGAGCGUGAUCUUCCUGCUACUCCACAAGAGGCUUUGUUUGAAGCACCUCCAUUCGAUGAGGUGGAUAUACAAGCGCUUGCACAUGCUGUUGAGCUUACAAGACAAGGGGCAGUUGAUAGCUUAAAAUUUGCAAAGGGUGAUCUUUUCCAAGCAUUCCAGAAUGAAGUGUGCCGGAUGAGAUUGGACGUCAACAUACUUGAUGAACUCAUUCACGAGUACUGCGUCUAUAGAGGCAUUGUCAACUCAGGUGCUCCAAAUCAGACAGAAUCAGAAUCUACUCUAUCUGCAGACUUUUCUUUUGAAGUUAGAAGUGGAUCCAGUAAGGUUGCUGAUACUGAGAUGGAUUCACCUGGAACUGGUGCUGGUAGCAUUCAGAACCCUGACUCUGAAGAGCGAUAUCCUUGUGGUGGCGGGAUCAGCAGCCAUGAAGACUGUAGUACGAGUGGAAUGUAUCGAGAUAAAGCGUCAAAAAUCAUGCAAAGGAAUAAGAGUCGGGGAGUCGGGGAUAGGAAUAAACGUAAAAGGUGGAGAGGAAGAGACGAUAUACAUGUUAAUGCUAAUAUGUCAGAGGAGCAGCAGGUUUCCGAAAUUUUGUCGGCAAUAGAUGCCAAUGGCAGUAAAGAAGAUAAAUUCGAGAUUAUGCUGGCACUAAAGGAGCUGACAAGCAAAGGAAUGGCUGCAGAAGUUGUAGAAGAAAUAAACGAUAUGGACCAUACUUUUUUUGCACAACAUCAUCUACUUCUCUUCCAGCUAAAACGGAUUGAGUUUUUGAAGCUGGUAAACUCUGGUGACCAUACUAGUGCACUUAAGGUUGCUUGUUCCCAUCUGGGACCGUUAGCGACAAGAGAUCCAACUCUCCUGAAGCCCUUAAAGGAGACCUUGUUGGCCUUUCUUACACCUAAUGAGAAACUUGUUGGCGAAAACUUAUCCUUUAAUGCUCUUUCAACUUCACUCCAGGUUGCGAUUGGUAGGAGGCUGGGCAUUGAGGAACCUCAGCUGAUGAAGAUAAUGAGAACUACACUUCACACGCAUAACGAGUGGUUUAAGCUCCAAAUGUGUAAAGAUCGGUUUGAGGGUCUGCUUAACAUCGAUCUUUUGAAACAAGUCAAUGAUCCUAUGAUGCCUGAUACUCUCUCUAAGUUGAGUGGUGAUAAUCAUAGUUCUUCCCAAGGUACUGCAACUUCAAGCAGCAGAAUGCAUGAAGAUGGCAGCAGUCCUACCCAAGUAUCGUCCACUGGAGAUGUUGCAUCUGAUGAAACUGCAAUACUCAAAGUUAUGGAGUUUCUUGCUUUGCCCAGGGCCGAUGCUAUUCAUCUCCUAGCACAAUAUGAUGGAAAUGCUGAGACUGUCAUUCAGCAGAUAUUUGCCUAGCAAGUAUGUACAAAUUCAAUUUUACAUUAUACAUUGUUUCUCAAUGUGUUAAACUUUAUGUAUUCGAGUACUUUUAUACAUUAUUUCAUUUAUUUGUGUUAUACAAAUAUUUAUACUAAGCCUGCUGAUAUAUGCAUCACUAUAA